Juglans regia (Persian walnut) is the source of this 822-nucleotide messenger RNA. RefSeq lists its product as uncharacterized. The record is from RefSeq and is a predicted model, not a curated record. NCBI's taxonomy places the organism in Eukaryota, Viridiplantae, Streptophyta, Magnoliopsida, Fagales, Juglandaceae. The transcript is spliced from 2 exons. Bases 1 to 822 code for a protein of 273 amino acids.
AUGGAGAUGUUUAGGGAAGUGCUGGAAAAAGGGAAUUUGACCGACCUGGGGUGGAAAGGGGAGAAGUUCACAUGGUGCAACCGACAUGAAGACGAAUCUUUUAUUAAAGAAAGGUUGGAUAGAGUUGUGGCAAACCCCGAAUGGAGAGCUAUUUACAACGAUUUCAGAGUGGAAACUUUGCCUGCUGUCUGUUCAGACCAUAGGCCUCUUGUGUUGGAAUGCUUGCAAUGGAUCAGAUGGAGGAGGACUAAUUUCCAAUUUAAGUAUGAGGCUAACUGGCUUAAAGAGGAGGGGUCUUUAGCAAGGGAGAGAACUAAUGCUAUUAAAGAAAAGACCUUUCUACUAAGCAAGCUUCAGGAAAAUGAGGGCUUGGAGAGCAUGAAGCUUCAAAAAAGAACUCAGGAGGAGCUCGGUUUUCUGCUAGAACAAGAGGACCUUAAAUGGAAGCAAAGAGCAAAAGAAAAGUGGCUGGAAGGAGGGGAUAGGAACACCAAAUUUUACCAUGCUAGUGUGAACCAAAGAAGGAAAAAGAAUCUCAUAAAAAAGGUAGUGGACAGUGAAGGCCAGGUUUUAACUGAUAAGAGGGAUAUUGCACUGGGCUUCUGGGAGCAUUUCUCGAAAGUUUAUGAGUCUUCUCAGCCUUCUACAAGGUGUAUCGAACAAUGCUUGCAGGGAGUGGAGGAAAAAAUAACACCAAAGAUGAGAGGAGAUCUAGAGAAGAGUUUUACCACCGUGGAAGUGGCAGCAGCACUCAAGCAAAUGGCACCCCUCAAGUCCCCAGGGCCAGAUGGCUUUGGUGUGGGUUUCUUUCAAGAUCACUAG